GAAACAGAAGUGGUUGGUGCACUCACACGCGGAACUGUCUCCUUCCUACCGCCCGCUGACAACAGCCAUCAGUGCAGUUUCUCUACACUCAUAUUAAUCCCGGGCGGUGAAAAAUGAACUUCUCCCCCACCCUUGCAGCCACCCUUCGCCUCACGCCCCCAGAGAAGAGUUUCUCCAUCCGGCAACUGGUGAAGGCUUUUUUCCAAGUCACAUGAUUCAGGAUGCAGGGGGGGAAAAAUCCUUCUUGGAACAACAGAGCUGGGUGCAGAAUCGAAUCAGAUGAGAAGAGAUAAGGUGUGAUGUGGGGCAGACUAUAUAAAGCAUGAAAGCAGGACUGCAGCAAGCAGGCAGCCGUGGGGCCCCCCCUUCCCCUGACCCAGCCAUGCAGGUGCCGCCUGGCUCGGUAGCCAGCCCCUGGAGAAGUACGAGGCCCUGGAGAAGCGCAAGUCGCAGCUACUUCUACCUUAGCACCGCUGCGUUAGUGUGCCUUGUGGUGGCAGUGGCGAUCAUCCUGGUCCUGGUAGUCCAGAAGAAGGACUCUACUCCAAAAACAACUGACAAGGUUCCCCUUAAAGGAGGAAAUUGCUCAGAGGACCCCUUAUGUACCCUGAAAAGGACACCAUUCAAGAAGUCAUGGGCCUACCUUCAAGUGUCAAAACAUCUCAACAAUACCAAGUUGUCAUGGAACCCAGAUGGCGCCAUCCAUGGAGUUGGAUACCAGGAUGGGAACCUGGUAAUCCAGUUCCCAGGCUGGUACUUCAUCAUUUGCCAACUGCAGUUCCUUGUGGAGUGCUCAAAUCAUUCCAUAGACCUGACAUUGAAGCUCCUCAUCGAUACCAACGUCAAAAAGCAGGCACUGGUAACAGUGUGCGAGUCUGGAGUUCAAAACCAGAGAAUCUAUCAGAAUCUCUCUCAGUUCUUGCUGUAUUACUUACAGGUCAACUCUACCAUAUCAGUCAAGGUGGAUAAUUUCCAGUAUGUGGAUACAAACAUUUUUCCUCUUGAUAAUGUGCUGUCUGUCUUCCUAUAUAGUAGUUCAGACUGAAUAGUUGCUCUUGACCUUUAUGAAGAAUGCUGC
Molecule: messenger RNA, 1078 nt
Organism: Acomys russatus (golden spiny mouse)
Lineage: Eukaryota; Metazoa; Chordata; Mammalia; Rodentia; Muridae
Gene: Tnfsf8
Product: TNF superfamily member 8
Exons: 4
Coding region: 323-1045 (240 amino acids)
Biological process (GO): immune response; CD8-positive, alpha-beta T cell differentiation
Cellular component (GO): membrane
Molecular function (GO): tumor necrosis factor receptor binding
Source: RefSeq, a predicted model, not a curated record